UGCUCUCCAGCACAGCUCCCCUCCUCUUUCCAAGGGUGUAGGAUACUGAAAACGCCCUCGGAGCAGCCAUGUCCCGCUCUGUCAGCUUCAGCUCUCGCUCUGCGGCCGUCCCAGGGAUCAGCCAAGUGCGUGUCAGCACCGUCUCCUCGACCCGUGGACUAGGAGGGGGCUUAGGCAGGGCAGGGGGCUUUGGCAGCUCCAGCCUCUACAGCCUGGGCUCUGCCAACAAGCGGAUCUCCGUUGGAGGCGGCAGCUCCUACAGCGUUCGCUCUGGAUACGGCUACGGGGGCAUGGGGCUCGGUGGGGCGCUGGGCCCCGCGGGCAUCCAGGAGGUCACCAUCAACCAGAGCCUCCUGACACCCCUGAACCUGGAGAUCGACCCCAACAUCCAGCGGGUGCGCAAGGAGGAGAAGGAGCAGAUCAAGACGCUCAACAACAGAUUCGCCUCCUUCAUCGACAAGGUCCGGUUCCUGGAGCAGCAAAACAAAAUGCUGGAGACCAAAUGGAGCCUUCUCCAGGACCAGAAAACCGCCCGGAGUAACAUCGCCCCCAUGUUUGAGGCGUACAUCAACAACCUGCGGCGUCAGCUGGAUGGGCUGUUGAAUGACAAAGGGCGUUUGGAGGGCGAGCUGAAGAACAUGCAGGAUCUUGUUGAGGAUUUCAAGACCAAAUACGAAGACGAGAUCAACAAGCGCACGACAGCGGAAAAUGAGUUUGUGGUGCUCAAGAAGGAUGUGGAUGCCGCCUACAUGAACAAAGUGGAGCUGGAGGCCAAGGUGGAUGCGCUGACAGAUGAGAUUAACUUCCUGAGGUCGCUCUAUGAAGCGGAACUUAAUGAGCUGCAGGCCCAGAUCUCCGACACCUCCGUGGUGCUGUCCAUGGACAACAACCGCAACCUGGACUUGGACAGCAUCAUCGCAGAGUAUGAGGCACUGCAGGUCGCGGCUGGCAAACACGGGGACGACCUGCGCAACACCAAGAAUGAGAUCACAGAGAUCAACCGCAUGAUCCAGAGGCUGCAGAGUGAAAUCGAGAAUGCAAAAGCCCAGCGUGCCAAGCUGGAGGCGAGCAUUGCAGAAGCCGAGGAGCGCGGGGAGUUGGCCGUCAAAGACGCCAAGGCAAAGCUGGAGGAGCUGGAGGCGGCGAUGCAGAAGGCGAAACAGGACAUGGCCCGGCAGCUCCGCGAGUACCAGGAGCUGAUGAACGUCAAACUGGCGCUGGACAUCGAGAUCGCGACCUACAGGAAGCUGCUGGAGGGAGAGGAGUGCAGGUUGGCUGGUGAUGGAGUUGGCAACGUCAACAUCU
Messenger RNA from Mesitornis unicolor (brown roatelo), 1305 nucleotides. RefSeq names its product keratin, type II cytoskeletal cochleal. The annotation marks the transcript as partial. The transcript is spliced from 8 exons. NCBI's taxonomy places the organism in Eukaryota, Metazoa, Chordata, Aves, Mesitornithiformes, Mesitornithidae. The record is from RefSeq and is a predicted model, not a curated record. Gene Ontology annotation, biological process: intermediate filament organization; keratinization. Gene Ontology annotation, cellular component: keratin filament. Gene Ontology annotation, molecular function: structural constituent of skin epidermis.